Ectocarpus siliculosus is the source of this 2826-nucleotide messenger RNA. Lineage: Eukaryota; Phaeophyceae; Ectocarpales; Ectocarpaceae. The record is from the annotation of a GenBank genome assembly.
AUGCGCUGCUGCACCGUGCUCCAGGACCCAGCCACGUUGUACUGGGACACCCCUCUCGGUCUAGGGCCUUUCCGAGUUGUUGCAGCGUCGUACGGCCACCCGCGAGACCCAAAGUUGGCCAUCGACGUCCGCCGACAGCUGCAAACACGCGUGGGGGUAUCGGAUCGCUUGGACAUAAGACGAGAGGAGAGCCUAACAGACUGGCUAGGAAAUCCCUGCCCGGGCGUUCUGAAGGUUCUGCGCGUUCGGUACGUCUCUCUGGAAGGCGUCGCGAAAGGGCGGCGACGAGAAGUGUGGCUCCAAGAGUCAGAGGAGGGCCACCUUGCGGAGGCGGUAUCUCUUCAAGUGCCGACGAAGCUGCCCCUCGUGGUGGUGUUCUCUGCGGUGUAUGGUUCUCCCGGCGAACCUUCGCGGGGGCGUGGCAAGAUGGACGUGACAGAGUUCAUGCAGGGGAGGGUCGACCUCGCGGACGGAAAGUACCUCUUCAUGUCUCGAAAGGAACCGCUCACGGAUCUCUUCGGCGACCCUUGCCCUGGCCGGGAUAAAUGCUUGGUAAUCCGGUACGAGAUCGUCGGUACGGAAGGAAGGGCGGAGGCGAUCGAGUCGGACGGACGGCUGUUGACACCAAUCAGCAUCAGCUGCACGCCUAUGUUGGCGCCGCUGAUCCUCGUGGAAUCCGCAACCUACGGGCAGACACGAGAGGGCAUCGAUGAGCGUCUGCAGCUGGUGCAGAGAGAACUUUCCGACCUGUUCGCCAUCCAGAACCGCAAAGACAUCGGGAUGCCCCUCAGCCGUGAGGACAACAAGAGGCUCAUGGGGCUCAGACCUCUCAUCGGUGAUCUCAAGUACCUGAAGAAGCUGACUCCCAGGUACGUGGAUAUCAGGGCGCGUCUGCAGGCGAGGGUGGAGGAGCACGGUGGGGGGCUGCUGGAGUUCGUGGCGGCUCAAACAGAUGUCAAUCAGCUCUUCGGGAACCCAAUGCCCGGGAAAAGAAAGGAACUGCGGGUGCGGUAUCUCGUCGUGGGGCACGACAGUGAGCGGCUGACAUCCCUUGAGGAGACCACAUCCAGCGGCUACCCGCGAAACUUCAUCUUGCAGCGCCAGGGUCAGGUGGUCGUGCAGGGUGGUGAAAAACUUGUGAUCGACUGUAACACCGACCUCCAGGAGCUUUUCGACGACCCCUGCCGAGGUGUGCGCAAGAAGAUCAACAUCACCUACGUGGCCAGGGGUCUGAACGGGAUCAUUCGAGUAAGCGAGAAAGACCGAUACCUGGUGGCCGACAUCGUUGUGGGAUACUACAGCAGGCAGAACUUUCGGGAAAGCAAGCUUCUGGCGGAGCGUCACGGUCUCCGCAAGGGGCAUCGGACCCAAGAGUCGACUCACCAGCACUCUCGCCGGGACGAACGAAGCGGUAGCGACAGUGGCAGAGAUAGCGACAGCACAAACGAACCAGUGGAGAACACCGGUAGUUUGACCGUUGCCAACGCAGACGGCCUUUGCGUGCCACGUGGCGACCACGAAGACGGAAGCCUCGAGCCCCCGUUGAGCUUGAAAACGUCGAUGAUGAUGGUGGUCGGCGGUAGCGGCGUCGAUCCAUCCGCAGUAGAGGGUAGAGGUGGAGGAAGUAGGACGCCCACGAUGGCAGAGCGGAGGAGGGAGCGGCGGAGGGAGCGGCGUCAGGCCCACCAGGAAGACGUCCGGCGCAAGGAGGCGGAGCGAGAGAGCGAGCGGCGAAGGAUGCGCGCAGACAAGGCACGACGGGACCGCGAGGUGGCGCGGGCCGUCCGCGAAGCAGAAGACGCUGAGCGCUUGCGUUUGUUGAGCGAAGCGCAGGAAGCCGAGAACGCGGCCGCCGUACCGACUCGCCUGUUGCGCACCAUGCAGAGGAAGGCGGUGGAGGCCAUCGCAGCCGUGGCGUCAGGGGCAGGUACCACCGCCGACGGUCGUGGCGUUGUCGAUGAGCCAGCCAAGGCGGGGACCACUCGUGAUCGCCGGGUACCAGGAGUGAAUUUUAGCAAAAAGACGGUUCUAGAAGAAGAGCGGCGCGACGGCGGUGGCCCGGAACAGGAAAGAAAGGGCCAUCAACCCAGCGUCUUGGGCGAUGGCGAUGACAGUCCCAGCAAAACUAAUAUGACCGCGACAAGGAGACGAUCUCGCAAAGCCGUUGGCCACGGCCUCCCCGCGACACACGCGAACGCUGCACUCGCGGAUGACAACGAGGAGGUCACCGCGCUUGCGGGAGAGACGAGGCAUGCUUUCGCUACCGACGAGCCGAAAAAGGGGAAGCGAAAGACGAAAAGCCGGGAGGCUAGUGAAGGUGGGAGGGGAAGAACGACUGCUGCGGGUCAUCGAGACGUCGAGAGGCACAACAAGGAGCGUGGCGCUCUUCCUCCGCCCCUCCCCGGGACGACCGCGCAAGCUGGUUCCGCCGCUGUCGCCACCGCCGCCAACGACGCCUUGCGGGAACGGUCGGGUAACAAGCGAACAUCCCACUCGCGUGGACACAGCAGGAACGCUCCACAGGGGGAAGCGGAAGCUAACUUGACGGCGGUCUCAUCGCCGCCAAAAGAUGUAGGAGUGGGCGGAACGACAGGUCGACCCAGACGAAAGCCGAGCGAGGAGAGGGUCGGGGAGCCCCGAGCCGUGUUUGCGCAUCGAGCAUCAGCGAUACUGCCCACCGACGAGGCCACUGGCAGUGGAGAGGCGGCCGGCGUAUUGGUGGAGGGUGCAAGGGGAGAGAGAAAUGGGGAGAGUCAUCAACGAAGGGCUAGCAGAAAGGGUCGAGUAGGCUCGGUCUCACCGAGUGAAAUUGUGAACGCUGCGUAG